AUCUAUCUAUCUAUCUAUUUCUUCAUCACAAACCUCUCUACUUUCUCCCUCUCUAUCACUAUAGCAUAUACCUCAAUCAACUAGCAGAAAGGGAGCAAGGGAUAAUCAGAGAGAUAAUGGGGAGAGGAAAGAUUGUCAUUAAAAGGAUCGACAAUUCGACUAGCAGGCAAGUGACUUUCUCCAAGAGAAAAAAUGGCUUGCUCAAGAAGGCCAAGGAGCUCUCUAUCCUUUGCGAAGCUGAAGUUGGGCUUAUCAUCUUCUCCAGCACCGGCAGGCUCUAUGAUUAUUCAAGUACUAGCAUGAAGUCUGUUAUUGAAAGAUACAAGAAGCUAAAAGAGGAACAUCAUCAGCUGAUGAAUCCUGCUUCCGAAGUUAAGUUUUGGCAAAGGGAAGCAGCGAGUUUGAGGCAACAACUGCUGUACGUGCAAGAAUGCAACAGGCAAUUACUGGGACAUGAACUUGCUAAUUUGAACAUCAAAGAUCUACAAAAUUUGGAAAACACACUGGAAAUGAGUUUGAAGGGUAUCCGCAUGAAAAAGGAGCAAAUUUACACUGAAGAAAUAAAAGAAGUAAAUCGGAAGGGACAUCUUGUUCAUCAACAAAACACAGAACUGCAUAAUGAGUUAGACCUGUUCCGUAAAGAAAAUGAGGAGUUGAAAAAGAAGGUUUAUGGAGAAAAAGAUGUAAAUGAAGCAAACACAACUACAAAUGCUCCAGACACUGUCCGCAAUGGAUAUGGCUUUCAAGCACCCAUCCAUCUCCAGCUAUAAGCACAACUCAGGCUCAAAACAAUGAAGCACAAGCAAAAGAAAUGAAAUUGGGAUUACAACUGCAUUAAUGAAGCUGGUCAAUUACUGUGGGUGGCUAUCCAUCAUUAUCCUAACAACAAAUUGCCACACACAGGGAAAUUAAUUAGUUCUACCGUUGAGAUAUAUUGUUUCAGCUUCUUGUAAA
Molecule: messenger RNA, 954 nt
Organism: Quercus lobata
Lineage: Eukaryota; Viridiplantae; Streptophyta; Magnoliopsida; Fagales; Fagaceae
Gene: AGL44
Product: AGAMOUS-like 44
Exons: 9
Coding region: 117-770 (217 amino acids)
Biological process (GO): positive regulation of transcription by RNA polymerase II
Cellular component (GO): nucleus
Molecular function (GO): protein dimerization activity; RNA polymerase II transcription regulatory region sequence-specific DNA binding; DNA-binding transcription factor activity
Source: RefSeq, a predicted model, not a curated record